Malassezia vespertilionis is the source of this 981-nucleotide messenger RNA. RefSeq lists its product as uncharacterized. The record is from RefSeq and is a predicted model, not a curated record. NCBI's taxonomy places the organism in Eukaryota, Fungi, Basidiomycota, Malasseziomycetes, Malasseziales, Malasseziaceae. Bases 1 to 981 code for a protein of 326 amino acids. The transcript is spliced from 4 exons.
AUGGCACCCACCUUGAAUGUGCGUAACGACAACGUAGAGAGUCUGCGCAACCGCGCGCAGACCAAGCUGCACGGCUCCGUGGAAGACCCAGACCAGAUUCGGCUUAAGUACCUGUACAACAAGGAUGUUUACCAGCUUGAGGACAAGGAUGACUUUGAGAUUUUUAGCGAUCGCCUUGGCCACAUUGACGAAGUCGAUAUCUUUGUCGAGGCGCCUGGUAUCCAACAGAGCACUGUUAGUGCACCUGUAGGGCCUAAUGUCCCGGUCCUGGACGAGACGACAUUGGUAACACGCACUCAGGCCCGUGGUAAGAGCGGUGCAAUCAGUAUUCACCGUGUGCCUUUUGCCGGUGUGCCGAGCGUCCACGACUACAAGACUGCUGGCGGCGUCAGUGGUGGCGGUCGUGACAGCAUUCUUUUCCCGCCACCCAAGGAGACGGGCCCUCCCGGCCACCUCGUCGUGCCGCCCAAGCACUCUGUUGUGCCCACGGAUAGUGCGAGUGUCAAGUCCAAGAAGACGGCACAGACGGUGCGCUCCGACAAUCUGAAGCACAAGAUUGCGUUUGAAGAGUUUCACUCGCAGCGCGGCGUACGUCUUUUGCGUGGUAGUCUUGGCCCAGUAAACAAUGUGCCGAUGAUGUUCAAGAAUGGCUACCGCCACGUUUAUGUGAGCCGCAGCUUUGCACUCGAUCAUGGUUUCAUUCCUGCGGACACGACGCCGGGCACCUAUGGCUACAAUGGUAUCACGAACCUGGGCAAGUGGCCGGUCCAGGUCGGCUCCAAGUCGGUGCCUUGCACUGUGAUGCUUGCAGAGGACAGCUACUUCCCUGUUAUUCUCGGUCGUUCGUUUAUGGAAAAGCGUGGCGUGCGUACCGACCCUAUCGACAUGACCUCGGUCCUUUUUAUGGACAAUGGCGAGAGGGCGGACGUUGAAGUUGUCGUUGUCCGCGACGAACUCGGCCAGCCCAUCUCCAUUCCGUAA